Molecule: messenger RNA, 1872 nt
Organism: Sclerotinia borealis F-4128
Lineage: Eukaryota; Fungi; Ascomycota; Leotiomycetes; Helotiales; Sclerotiniaceae
Source: the annotation of a GenBank genome assembly
AUGGCAUUUAGAAUGUUCAAAUCAGCUGCUGUAGCAAUGUCUCUGAUGAGUUUGGCAAAUGCUGCUAUCUCAAUCUCGAAGACCGGAACUACCGUUAAUGUCAACGACAUCAGCUACUAUGUUGGCGUUGACGCUAUCACAACCAUUCAGUCCAAGCCAAGCACAGCUGAUUUGGUCCCUUUGACAGUGAUGAAGAGUUUAGAAGGCGGUUUUACGGCUGCUUCGUUCAAAUCAUUAGUCACCAAUUAUACUGCCGCCGACGAUGUUUUCAAUCUUGGGUUCUUGGAAGCUGUCCACCUUGUUGGCUCUAUCAACUCUAGCUCGCUAUCUUCAAUUUGUACAGAAUACGGAACCAAACAUUUCAGCAGUUCGCAUAAUCAGGUGCCUCCCGGGCCAUACUUUUUGACUCCAAAUACAGGCGAGCUCUUUCAAGCAUAUCGCUUGUAUUCGGAUGUACAGGACGCUUUCACCGAAGGGACGAUCGAGAACUCAGACGGAACUUUCUCUAUUCUGAGUGCAUCCAUUCCUGGAGUCCAGAGUUCUACUAUUGGCGUACCUUCCAGACUAUAUUAUACCAAAACCGCUGAACAACCUCUUGCUGGAGUCCGACUCGGCGUCAAGGACAUCUACGAUAUUGCAGGAAUAAAAACCAGCAAUGGCAAUCGUGCUUAUUAUGAGCUUUAUCCUCCAACAAACGUCACAGGACCUGCUGUCCAGAGCUUGAUCGACGCAGGAGCUAUUAUUGUCGGGAAAAUGAAGACGUCUCAAUUUGCUAAUGGGGAAAGUCCAACCGCAGAUUGGGUGGACUAUCAUUGUCCUUUCAACCCCCGGGGUGAUGGAUAUCAAUCACCAUCCUCUUCUUCGUCUGGUCCUGGUGCUGGAAUAGGUGCUUAUGAUUGGUUAGACAUCGGGAUUGGUUCUGAUACCGGUGGAAGUAUUCGUAACCCAUCUCAAGUCAAUGGAUGUUUCGGUAAUAGACCAUCCCAUGGGCUUGUUAGUUUGGAUAACGUUAUGCCUUUGUCUCCAACUCUCGAUACCGCGGGCUUCCUCACCAGAGACCCAGUUUUGUGGCAUGAAGCUGCCAAGGUAUUGUAUGGAGAUAAUAUCACUAGCAACUUCACUGAAUUCCCCAAAAAGAUUUGGACAUCCGGAUUCCCCGAAAACGCUACAACAGAAGCUGAAACGGUCUUACUUGAUUUCCUUGCCAAGUUGGAAACGUUCCUCAACUCAACAAGCACCACAGCUCUAGACAUUGGGGCUCUUUGGAACGAAACAACCCCGUCCGGAGCAAAUAACUCAUCAAUUGACGACCUUCUCACACUUGUCUAUCCCACACUCAUCGCCCAACAACAAUACAAUCUUCUUACAAAACCUUUCUAUGAAGAUUACGCUGCUGCCAACAAUGGCGCUCAUCCCUUCAUCGACCCUGUACCAUUAAGCAGAUGGGCUUGGGGACAGAACAACAUCAGUGUCGAUGCAACCGAACAAGCCAUCUACAACAAAACCAUAUUCAUGGAUUGGUUCGCCGAAGAAGUCACAACCGCAAGCCCUAUUAGCUGUAGCGAAAGUAUCCUCCUCUAUCCCGGUACACUAGCAGAAACCUCCUAUAGAAAUGAAUACACCAGUCUCCCAGGCAUCCCUACCGGUUGGGACGAAAGCCGCAUAUCCAACUUCGCCGAAGUCCCCGAUAUGGUAUUUCCCAUAGGCCAAGCGGCAUAUAAUUCUACCAUUUCUUUGCAGACGGAAUACUUGCCCGUGGCUAUUGAUAUUAUUGCGCGGAAAGGAUGUGAUGGGAUGAUAUUUGCGCUGGCGGAACGCUUGUUGGAGGAGGGGAUUCUGGUGGUGCCGAAGGUGGGAAGUGUAAUGUAUUGA